AUGGUCUUGUAUUUGGUGAAGCAGCGACCCGUGGUGUCCCGAAGAGCGUUCCAAAGGACACUGACGCGCCAUUUCAUUCGUAGUUUAGCCUAUUCAAGCCUCCUAUCAAGCCUCGUUUCCACUCCGCUUUUAGCGGCCGAGCUCCUGGGGGAUUUUCUGCAAUCUGAUUGGGCGUGCCGAUUUCAAAUUUACUUUCUCUCGGUUUUUGUUUUGAUCGCCAUCAGCAACUUGAUAGUUAUAGGAGUAGAAAGAUACCUUACAAUAUUCCACCCGAGUAAACUCCCAACCACGGACACGUGCAAGAGACUGGUGAUGGCAUCCUGGUUUGUCGGUGCCUUUAUGACGAUAGCAUAUCCUGGUUCAAUCACAGUCCUUAAGAGAUUCGAAUUAGGCGAAGGUCAAUACACACUACACUGCUCCUCAAACAGUGUCGAAUUGACCAAGGUCCUCAGAAUCACCUCGCUGAUAAUCCAGUAUAUCAUCCCCGCCGUAAGCCUGACCGUCAUGAGUGUCCGUGUCCUCAAGUUCCUACACCGCCGCCGUCAACAAGCCCACCCUCUCCAAGUCAACUCCACAUUCAACGCCUCAAUGAGAUCCACGCUGUGGUACUACAAAGACAGCUACAUGUUCGCGUCGCUGACUCUAGCCUUUGUCUUCCCUUAUGCCGCUCCUAUCUUGUAUGCCAUUGUACGAGCAUUCAUCCCUGGCGAGAGCUCCUUCUCAGAAUACUACGUCGUGCGUAUAGUGGCGCUGUUUAUGUGCUACUCAAAUACCAUAAUCAACCCGAUAAUCUACCUCUACUGUAUGCGUGACAUGCGGAAGCGCGUCAGAGAAAUACUGUCACGUGUGUGUGCCUGUUGCGUUACCAUGGAGACCACCCCGCCCGUCGUCGAGAUUGAGAUCAAGAACCUGCCGCAUCAAAGGCUAGAGGUGCGACCGCCAUGUGUCGGAGUGGUAAGAACCUUUGCUGUUUGCUCACAAUCCAAGUAG
Molecule: messenger RNA, 990 nt
Organism: Nematostella vectensis (starlet sea anemone)
Lineage: Eukaryota; Metazoa; Cnidaria; Anthozoa; Actiniaria; Edwardsiidae
Product: kiSS-1 receptor
Exons: 1
Coding region: 1-990 (329 amino acids)
Biological process (GO): G protein-coupled receptor signaling pathway
Cellular component (GO): membrane
Molecular function (GO): G protein-coupled receptor activity; peptide binding
Source: RefSeq, a predicted model, not a curated record